This is a messenger RNA of Oenanthe melanoleuca, 3580 nucleotides long. Its product is annotated as putative neutral ceramidase C. NCBI's taxonomy places the organism in Eukaryota, Metazoa, Chordata, Aves, Passeriformes, Muscicapidae. Gene Ontology annotation, cellular component: extracellular region. The record is from RefSeq and is a predicted model, not a curated record. The transcript is spliced from 21 exons. Gene Ontology annotation, molecular function: N-acylsphingosine amidohydrolase activity. Bases 102 to 2303 code for a protein of 733 amino acids. Gene Ontology annotation, biological process: long-chain fatty acid biosynthetic process; sphingosine biosynthetic process; ceramide catabolic process.
AUCUCUGAGCUUCAGCAUCUCCUGCAGCCACUCAGAGAACACAGGACCUGGUGGAAUACUGUGGGGUUUAUUCCCAGAUCUCUUCAGAAGGUGCCCCCACCAUGCCUGGGAAGAGGUCCAGGUGCUCCUUCUCCCGGCUGGAGGUGAUCCUGAUCGUCUGCCUGGCGCUGAUGAUCGCCCUGACCGUGGUGCUCCUGCUGCUGCACUUCCUCAGCAAAAACACCAAUGAUUCCAACAACAACACAGCACAAGAGGCAAAGUACUUGGUGGGUGUUGGCAGAGCUGACUGCACAGGACCUGUGGCACAAGUCCCUCUGAUGGGCUACGCCAACCCCGAGCAGGCGGGCGGGGGGCUCCUCUCUCGCCUCUACAGCCGCGCCUUCGUCGUGUGGGACCCCGAGCGCUCCCAGCGCGUCGUGUUCGUCAGCGCCGACAUCGGGAUGGUGUCGCAGCGGCUGCGGCUGGAGGUGCUGCAGCAGCUGCGGAGCAAGUACGGGGAUCUGUACGGGCAGCACAACGUGAUCCUGAGCGGCACCCACACGCACUCCGGCCCCGGAGGCUACUUCCAGUACACCCUCUUCUGGAUCACCAGCAAGGGGCUCAUCAGGCCAGCCCUCAGCUCCAUUGUCAAGGGCAUUGUGAAGAGCAUAGAUAUUGCCCAUGAGAACAUGAAGAGAGGAAGGCUCUUCAUAAACAGAGGCACAGUGGAGAACAGCCAGAUCAACAGGAGCCCUUUCUCCUACCUCGAGAACCCAGAGUCCGAGAGGAACAGGUAUUCAUCCAACACGGAUAAAGAAAUGGUGGUGCUGAAGAUGGUGGAUGAGGAUGGACACGAGCUUGGCCUCAUCAGCUGGUUUGCUGUGCACCCCGUGAGCAUGAACAACUCCAACCACCUGGUGAACAGCGACAACGUGGGCUACGCCUCCUACCUGUUCGAGCAGGAGAAGAACAAGGGGAUGCUCCCUGGAGAGGGCUCCUUUGUGGCCGCCUUUGCCUCGUCCAACCUGGGAGACGUGUCCCCCAACACGCGGGGUCCCUUCUGCGCCAACACGGGCGAGUCCUGCCACAACCCCCAGAGCAGCUGUCCCGUUGGAGGGGCAGCCAUGUGCAUGGCCAAGGGGCCUGGGAACGACAUGUUUGAGAGCACCAGGAUUAUAGGGCGAAACCUCUACUUGAAAGCAAAGGAGCUGUAUGAAAAAGCCUCCCAGGAGGUGACAGGACCCCUGAGCUCAGCCCACCAGUGGGUGAACAUGAGCGACGUGUCCGUGGAGCUGAACGCCACCCACAGGGUUAAAACCUGUAAACCAGCCCUGGGGCACAGCUUUGCUGCGGGGACUAUUGAUGGAGUGGGGGCUUUCAACUUCACCCAAGGCUCAGUAGAAGGGGACCCCUUUUGGGAUCAAAUCCGGGACCAGCUGCUGGGAGAGCCAUCAAAUGAAACCAAAGCCUGCCACAAACCCAAGCCCAUCCUCUUCAGCACGGGAGAGAUGACUUGGCCCCACCCCUGGCACCCGGACAUUGUGGACGUGCAAAUCGCUGCCAUCGGAUCCCUGGCAAUCCUCGCUGUUCCCGGGGAGUUCACGACCAUGGCUGGACGCAGGCUGCGGGAAGCUGUCAAAAGUGAAUUUGAUUCCCAUGGGACACGAGGGAUGAACGUUGUGAUUGCAGGUCUGUGCAAUGUCUACACCCACUACAUCACCACCUAUGAGGAAUACCAGGUCCAACGAUACGAGGCUGCCUCCACUAUUUAUGGGCCACACACUCUCUCUGCUUACAUCCAGCUGUACAGGGGCCUGGCCAAGGCUAUUGCUCUGAAUGCCACUGAGGAUCUGCCCCGUGGCCCAGAGCCUCCACUUUUCAACGUGACCACCCUGACCCUGCUGCCCGCUCUCGGCGUGGAGAGCGCGCCGGAAAAUAAAAACUUUGGGGAUGUGCUGGAAGAAGUGAGACAGGAGUACCGAGAGGGAGAAGUUGCUAAAGUGACUUUUGUGGGUGGAAACCCCAGGAACUCUGCAGAGAAUGCGACUGAGCACAACUUCCUGACGGUGGAGAAAUACUCCAACAUUUCCAGCAGCUGGCGUGCGGUGCUGAACGACGCCUCCUGGGACACCAGGUUCUACUGGAGCAGAGGGUCCCGUGGGCAGAGCAAUGUGACGGUGGAGUGGCACAUCCCGGCGGGCGCGGAGCCGGGCGUGUACCGCCUGCGCUACUUCGGCCACUACAAGAAGAGACUGUUCCUCCUGGGCACCGUCACCGUGCCCUUCGAGGGCUCCUCCUCAGCCUUCCACAUCACAGCUCCCUAGGCUAUGCCACCCCUGAAGGAGUGGGCAGCAGGUUUGGUGUCUGGGAUGUGCAGGGGUUGGACUUGGAUGGUUGUCGUGGGCGCCCUCCGGCUCCAGGUGAUCCCACGAUGUUCUGGGAGGGGUUUUGUGGCUCUGGAUGUCACUCGAGUGCUGCUGAUCAUCCUUUGAUGUGCAAAGUUGGACUUCCUGGGAAGUUCUGGCUUUUCCUUGCAGUUGAGUCCCUUCAUGUGUCCUCAGUCAAGUGUUUCCUGUCUUGGCCAGACUUGGUUUUGGCUCAUUUUUAUUGUAAUAAUGAUAUAAAUAAUUCUUCAGUCAUUAAACCCGUGACUCUCCAUGGUGAAUAGGCUCUCCCAGAGGGAAUUAGCUGGAAAUCAGUAAGGACUGAAUUUAUGAGUUAAAGCUGUGGGUGAGGCAGCUCUGAACAGCCCCCAGCCUGCUUUUUUGGAGCAUCAGGAAGGACCAAGGCCAGCAGGACCACCCAGAGCCACCCACAACUGGGUCACCAGAGGGUUUGUGCUCCCUCUUCAACCCCCAAAAGAGUUCAUCCAAGAAUGAAGAUACCAUUGCAGGGUACAAGGACAGUGCCCAAACCUGUUGGCUGAAAGGAUUUCACCACAAAAAAAGUCCCCAGGAAUGAAGAGGAUCUUCCCAGGAAGGUUUCAGAGCUGCCUGGGCAAAGCCAUGACCACCCUGACCAGUGCUGGUCACAGGUCCCUCCUGAGCUGCCUCCCACCAGCACUGCCCUGGGCUGCCAAAAGUGGGGACAUCUCCACAGUCCCUAAAUCUCUUCUGCCCUCUGUAAGAGGUAGAACCAGGGGCCACAGGGAGAAGAAAACACAUUUUGGGUCUGGAUUUAGGAUUCUGGUAGAGCCUGACAGCUAAACAACUGUAAAUGUUUAAUAAUGUGUACCAAUUUUGUAUGCAAUCUCCUUAAUUCUUCAGAGAAUCAUCAAUCAGAUAAUUUUGCCUCUCUUUAAAAUCAGUAGGAGAGGAUGAAUUAUUCAUUUCCAACCAGCUGCAAUCAGUCUCAGAGAUCCCCAUCCGGAGGAUGCUCAAAGCAGUCACGAUAUUGAGUCAGGAAAAAGAGAGAGCUUUGAAAGAACAGCACUGGGAAUCAAAUCCCUGGAGAUGCUCCUGAUGUCCUCUCCUAAAAACUCUCCCAGCCACCCUGCUAACAGUGGGGUUUUUUUCAGUAGGACAUGUUUAGGAUAUGUAGGACGUGUUUAAGCAAGCCAAGCUGAAUUGCACAAUAAAAGAUUUAUUCUCUAAAUCGUGAA